Pelobates fuscus (common spadefoot toad) is the source of this 5759-nucleotide messenger RNA. It is a transcript of the gene TOP2B, whose product is annotated as DNA topoisomerase II beta. The transcript is spliced from 36 exons. The coding region runs from base 477 to 5402 and encodes 1641 amino acids. Lineage: Eukaryota; Metazoa; Chordata; Amphibia; Anura; Pelobatidae. Gene Ontology annotation, molecular function: DNA topoisomerase type II (double strand cut, ATP-hydrolyzing) activity; ATP binding; DNA binding. The record is from RefSeq and is a predicted model, not a curated record. Gene Ontology annotation, cellular component: nucleus. Gene Ontology annotation, biological process: DNA topological change; resolution of meiotic recombination intermediates; sister chromatid segregation.
UUCCCUGGCCUGUGUGUGUGUGAGUGUGUGUGUGUGUGUGGAGAGGCGGAAGCGGUGCUGGGUAUUGUCUGAGGGAGCCGGGGCUCUCACACACAGGCCGCACCGCGCACAGCUCGCCAGACCCCCAGGACCCCGCGCCGGCCGCUCUCUGCUUUUAAUCUGUUUGUGUGCUGUGAAUAGUGUGAGCUAGCCGGCCGGGCUGCCCAGCACACCGAGUCUCACUCCGCCCACCGCCACUAGGCCGCAUCCCCGGCCUCGAGUACUGACACAGCCCUCGGGCCCUGCACCCUCAGCCGCAGGAGGAGAGGAAGGAGCGGGCCCUGUGUGUGGAGGAGGAGGAGGGGCUGAGGGAGGAGCUGACUGCACAAUAGCUGCAAGGAAGAACCCUGUCUGCUGGCCAUAGAGCCCUAUAAACAGCAUUUUAUUAUUAAUAAUACGCAUUUUUACUGCAAUUCCCUGGGAGGAGGGGGAGGAAGAUGUCCAAGGCAGGAGGAGCAGCAGCAGCCGCAGCAGCAGCAGCAGCUGGAGGAGCAGGAAGCGGGGGGCUCACCUGGGUGACCCUGUUUGAUCAGAACAAUGCAUCAAAAAAAGAAGCUGAAAGCAAUAAUAAGACUGACUCCCCCAAAAAGAUGUCUGUUGAAAGAGUUUACCAGAAAAAGACUCAGCUGGAACAUAUUCUUCUUCGACCUGACACCUACAUUGGAUCUGUGGAGCCUGUAACACAGACAAUGUGGGUAUUCGAUGAAGAUAUUGGAAUGAAUUGUCGAGAUGUUACCUAUGUGCCAGGAUUAUACAAGAUAUUUGAUGAAAUUCUUGUAAAUGCCGCUGACAACAAACAGAGGGAUAAAAACAUGAGCUGUAUAAAAAUUUCUAUUGAUGUUGACUCAAAUAUCAUCAGCAUAUGGAAUAAUGGGAAAGGUAUUCCAGUGGUAGAGCACAAAGUGGAGAAGGUUUAUGUCCCUGCACUAAUUUUUGGACAGCUGUUAACAUCAAGCAACUAUGAUGAUGAAGAGAAGAAAGUUACAGGUGGAAGAAAUGGAUACGGUGCUAAACUUUGCAAUAUAUUCAGUACAAAAUUUACAGUUGAAACCGCAUGCAAGGAAUACAAACACAGCUUUAAACAGACGUGGACAAAUAAUAUGCUAAAAACCACUGAACCCAAGAUCAAACACUUCGAUGGGGAUGACUACACAUGCAUCACAUUCCAGCCAGACCUAUCCAAGUUUAAAAUGGAAAAACUGGACAAGGACACUGUGGCACACUUGACAAGGCGAGCAUACGACAUUGCAGGGUCGUGCAAAGGCGUUAAAGUCCUGUUAAAUGGGAAGAAACUUCCUGUGAAUGGAUUCCGCAGUUACGUAGACCUUUACGUAAAAGAUAAGCUGGAUGAAACUGGUGUUGCACUGAAAGUAAUUCACGAGGUUGUGAAUGACCGGUGGGAUGUCUGCUUAACAUUAAGUGAAAAGGGGUUCCAACAGAUCAGUUUUGUAAAUAGCAUUGCUACCACAAAGGGUGGUAGACAUGUCGAUUAUGUAGUAGACCAAAUUGUCACUAAACUCAUUGAAGUUGUAAAAAAGAAAAACAAAGCUGGAGUUUCUGUGAAGCCUUUCCAGGUGAAAAACCAUGUGUGGGUUUUUGUAAAUUGCUUGAUUGAAAACCCCACGUUUGAUUCCCAGACAAAAGAAAAUAUGACUCUUCAGAUGAAGAGUUUUGGGUCCAAAUGCCCUUUGUCGGAAAAAUUUGCUAAAGCGGCAUCAAACUGUGGCAUAGUGGAGAGUAUUCUAAACUGGGUUAAAUUCAAGGCUCAGACUCAACUUAAUAAGAAAUGUUCAUCCGUGAAAUAUAGUAAAAUUAAAGGCAUUCCCAAACUGGAUGAUGCAAACGAUGCUGGUGGCAAACAUUCCCUGGACUGCACAUUGAUUUUGACAGAGGGAGACUCUGCCAAGACUUUGGCUGUAUCUGGUUUAAGUGUAAUCGGAAGAGACCGUUAUGGUGUCUUUCCUCUCAGGGGGAAAAUUCUCAACGUCAGAGAAGCUUCUCAUAAACAGAUUAUGGAAAAUGCUGAGAUCAACAAUAUUAUUAAAAUUGUUGGAUUGCAAUACAAAAAAAGCUAUGAUGACCAGGAAUCCCUUAAAACAUUGCGCUAUGGAAAAAUUAUGAUCAUGACCGAUCAGGAUCAAGAUGGAUCUCAUAUAAAAGGUUUAUUAAUUAACUUUUUUCAUCACAACUGGCCAUCCCUUUUGAAACACAGCUUCCUUGAGGAAUUCAUUACCCCUAUUGUCAAGGCAACAAAAAAUAAGCAAGAGAUGUCAUUCUACAGUAUUCCAGAGUUUGAUGAAUGGAAAAAACAAGUGGAAACCCAAAAAGUUUGGAAGAUAAAGUACUACAAAGGUUUGGGUACGAGCACUGCCAAGGAAGCAAAAGAAUACUUUGCCGAUAUGGACAGACAUAGAGUUAUAUUUAGAUAUUCUGGCCCUGAGGAUGAUGCAGCCAUUACUUUGGCUUUUAGCAAAAAGAAAAUUGAUGACCGAAAAGAAUGGCUCACAAACUUUAUGGAGGACAGACGACAACGGAGGUUGCAUGGAUUGCCUGAGCAAUUCUUGUACGGCACUGCUACCAAGCACUUGACGUACAACGACUUCAUUAAUAAAGAGCUGAUUCUGUUUUCUAACUCUGACAAUGAGCGAUCCAUUCCGUCUCUGGUUGAUGGUCUAAAGCCAGGGCAGAGGAAGGUUUUAUUUACUUGCUUUAAGAGAAACGAUAAACGGGAAGUUAAGGUUGCUCAGCUGGCUGGGUCAGUUGCUGAAAUGUCUGCUUAUCACCAUGGAGAGCAAGCCCUGAUGAUGACGAUUGUGAACUUGGCCCAGAGCUUUGUGGGAAGUAAUAAUGCUAACUUGCUUCAGCCCAUCGGUCAGUUUGGUACUCGAUUGCAUGGUGGCAAGGAUGCUGCCAGUCCACGUUAUAUUUUCACAAUGUUAAGCACCCUUUCAAGACUACUUUUUCCUGGUGUGGAUGACAACCUGCUGAAAUUCCUUUAUGAUGACAACCAGCGUGUAGAGCCAGAGUGGUACAUUCCUAUUAUCCCCAUGGUUUUGAUUAAUGGUGCCGAAGGAAUUGGUACUGGCUGGGCCUGUAAACUUCCCAAUUAUGACACCAGAGAGAUUGUGAACAAUGUGAAGAGGAUGCUGGAUGGCCUGGAGCCAUAUCCAAUGCUUCCAAAUUACAAAAACUUCAAAGGUACAAUUCAAGAACUGGGCCAGAACCAAUAUGCUGUGAGUGGUGAAAUUUUUGUGAUCGACCGAAAUACUAUUGAGAUCACAGAGCUUCCUGUUAGAACGUGGACUCAGGUUUAUAAAGAGCAGGUGCUGGAGCCAAUGCUCAAUGGGUCUGAGAAAACACCAGCACUAAUCUCUGAUUACAAAGAAUACCACACUGACACAACUGUGAAAUUUGUUGUCCGAAUGACUGAAGAAAAGCUUGCGCAGGCGGAGGCUGCUGGGUUACACAAAGUAUUUAAACUUCAGACUAGUCUUACCUGCAAUUCUAUGGUAUUGUUUGACCAUAUGGGUUGUUUAAAGAAGUAUGAAACUGUCCAAGACAUCCUGAAGGAGUUCUUUGAUUUGAGGUUACAUUAUUACAGUCUCAGAAAGGACUGGUUAAUAGGAAUGUUGGGUGCCGAGGCUGCCAAACUCAGCAACCAGGCCAGGUUCAUCCUUGAAAAAAUACAAGGAAAAAUUGCGAUAGAGAAUAAAUCCAAGAGAGACUUGAUCCAAAUGUUGGUGCAGAAAGGAUUUGAGUCUGAUCCAGUGAAAGCAUGGAAAGAAGCACAAGAAAGGGCAGCUGAAGAAGAUGAUCUCCAGGAUCAAACUGAAGAUAGCUCCUCUGAUGCAGGCACAGGUUCAGGACCUGAUUUUAACUACAUUCUCAAUAUGUCUCUAUGGAGCCUCUCCAAGGAGAAAGUAGAGGAACUGAUUAGACAGAGGGACAUAAAGUGUAAAGAACUCAAUGAACUGAAGAAAAAGUCUCCACCAGACCUCUGGAAGGAAGACUUGGCAGCUUUUAUUGAAGAACUUGAUAAAGUGGAAGCGCAGGAGAGGGAAGAUGUCCUCGCUGGGUUUGCAGGCAAAGCAAUAAAAGGCAAAGUUGGUAAACCCAAAAUUAAGAAAUUGCAGCUUGAGGAGACUUUGCCCUCUCCCUAUGGUAGAAGGAUAGAGCCCCAGAUCAGUGCAAUGAAGGCAGAUGCCAACAAGAAGAUGCAGAAGAAAAAGAAGGGUGAAAUUGAUUCAAUAGCACUAAAGUUGGAAUUUGAGGAUGAACUUAGUUCCAUACCACCAGAGGGAGGUGAAGACUCUCAAAAUAUUACUCCAGUAAAACCUGUAAAACCUAAAAGGGAACGUAAAGAACCAGGUUCUCGGCCCAAGAAGACCUCGUUGACUCCAAAACCAAUCUCCACCAAGAAAAUUAAGAAGCGAAACCCUUGGUCAGAAGAUGAGUUAAAGUCAGAUAGUGACAUGGAGGAAGUUGAAGCAGAACCUGUAGUCAUUCCUCGGGACAACCUUCUACGACGAGCAGCCGCCGAGAGGCCCAAGUACACAUUUGAUUUCUCAGAAGAAGAAGAUGCAGAUGAUGAUGACGAUGAUGGUAUUAUCAGUCGCAAUAAUGUUUUUAAUGAUGUGAAACCCCAGUCAUCGCCUGUCACAAAUAACCGUGAUGAUGAUGAUGAUGCCGAAGAAGAGAUUGUUUCAGAUAGUCCAGAAAAAGAUGAAUUUGAAUUCUCUUCAUUCAAAUCAACGUCGUCAUUAGAAAAGGCAACAGACUCUCAGAAGAAAAAAGAGUCUGACAUCUUUUCUUCCACAUCGUUUUCUGAAAAAUUAGAAGACACCAUAAAGUACAUUAGUGACGAGGAGGAGGAGGAUGUUGAUGAACCUUCUCCCCUGUACUCUUCUUCAUUCACAUUCAAAUCUUCAGAGACGCCUGUUAGCAAAGGAUCUACAAAGAAAAAUGGUUUCUCCAUAAUUGCAGCAAAAACAACUUCAGAUGGCACCCCAAAACCGAAACGACCUUCAAAGCCAAAGAAGUCUGAGAUUUUGGUGAAUUCUGAUUCUGAUUUAGAGUUUAGCUCUCCAAAGAAAUCUGCAACACCCAAAGCUAAAGGAAGAGGAAGGAAAAGAAAAACAUCCGAUUCAGAAAAUGAAGGGGAUUAUACUCCUGGGAAAAAACCUACAAAGCCUGCAUCAUCCAGCAAAAAAACUAAGAAGCAAGUGUUUGACCACGACUCAGACGGAGACAUUUUUCCAUCAGAAGUUGGAUCUGAAAGUGCAUCACGACAAAGGCCAGGCCGAGCAAGGAAAGAAGUGAAAUAUUUUGCAGAAUCAGAUGAUGAAGAUUUUGUUAUGUAUUAAUUAUGUGCUGGAACACAGGCACUGAAACAUUUUCCAACGAAGUAUCUUGUGUAGUCCUAUUGUCCCUCCUGUUGCAGACUUUUGUACAUUGUCUUAUUUUAUGUGAUGACGUAUUUGAUGGUUUUUAUUAUUGUGUAGACAUUUUAACAUUUUGUUGUUACACAUACAGUUUUCUGCUCUUUUUUACUCAUUGAAAUGUCAUGUAUUCGUCCGGACUUGGCUUGUAGAAUUGUUUUAGACGGCUGUGCCAAGGCACACAUUUUAAUUGUCCUGUUUGAAAAUGAGGAAAAAAAAAUCCAAACACACAAUUCUGCUUUUAUGAAAUAAGAAUGAAAUAUUAAAAAAAAGGAAAUAGUA